CCCAAGGGUUUUGCUAGGGAGGAGCUAAAUCCCUGAGCUCAGGUGUAAUUCUUCUGCAUAUAUGCUCCACCUUAAUCUUCCUGACUCUUGCUGUAGGAUUUCUCUGAACUGCUGAGCACACAGAGGGGGAGAGAGAGGAAGUUCUUUAGUCUCUUCUGCUUUGAGGACUGACUCAGCCAAAAUGGGUUGAAAAACUGUGGCAGUUCACAACGAAGUCCAACAGUAGGAGAAGAAGUAUGGAUAUGGUCAUGAAUAUGGAAAGAACUGAGGACUUCAAGGCACUGCGAGCAAAGUUUCAAAAUGAUUCUAACUUUUCCAAUACAUUGCUAUUACCUGCAAAGAAGCCUCCUGUAGUGACCAGACCACAGCAAAGAUCUGAUGGCAAUUCACUGCCCCGUCCCAAACCGAAACCCUUGACCCACAUACAAGUUCCAGAAAUCAUUCCACGGCAAAGUAGUGAUGGCAACUCUAUAUCUUGUCCCAAACCGUUGGCACCCGUACAAGUUGCAGUUCCUGAGCAAAAGACUGAGAAGUUCAGCUACAUAUCUCAACCAUCUGAAAUAACACCAGUUAAACCUAGGGCUUUGCCAAGGGUUAGGCUUCGGGAUUUGUCUGAGGUAGGGAAGAAUAGUGAUAGGAAAGACUCAGACUUUCCAGGGACUCUUGGUCAAAGACCUAUACCGGGGGCAGACCUGCAAAAGCAACGUCCAUCAUCUUUUGUUCACCCUGAAGAAAUUUUGUCAGGAAAACCUACUUUCCAGAACACUCGUAAACUUUGGGAAAGUGCUUCAUCAUUGAACAUUGAGCAAAAGUCUUCUACAGCACCACCACAGUAUCCAAAUAGGACAACUUCCCUGGGAUAUCUAAAAACUGCUAAUGAUGUUACUGAUGUAUCAAAGGAUAAAGCCAAAAGUGUUGAAAAUGAGCAAGCACCAAAGAACCCUUCUCAAUGUGAACCAACUCAGUUUCUCAUAGUUUCACCUCCAGUGCCACCAAGAAAUCCCAUGACCAUAGACAAAGUAGCAUGUGAAGCUGUAAAGCCUACUGAUUCCUCCAUAAACACUAAUGACUUAAACAAGGCAAGCAUGACUCUGCACUGUUCAAAUGCAUGGCAGUCUUCUCUUAACUCUGGGGUAGAGGGACGACCUCAUGGUGAAGAAACCCACCUUUCAAAAGCCAAAUCACUUCCAUCUAUUAUACCACCUCAUACAGAAAAACAGCAUGAUGGGAGAGAGACUAAACUUCCAAAAAUCAAGCCACUUCCAUCCAUUAAAUCUCUUGGACCUCCUCCAAAAAAACCACCAAGGCCUCCUAAGGUAGACCUUUGUAACUUCCAGACGAUCCUUCAUGAGGCUGUGGAUGAUGCAUACAUGACUCCCGAAAUUACUGAAAUUGAAGAAUUGAGUACAUAUGAAGAAACGAUGUCAUGUCUGAUCCAUCCAGAAUGUUCUAAUUCAAUUCAUGAAGAUAAAUAUAUUUCCAAAGCAGAAAAAAAAGAAGAUAUCAAGAAACAAAAUUUCCUUGUUGCCAUACCCAGUUCUGAAAAGAAGGAUACAAAAGAAAGAGGGCCACUCUGGAACCAGGAUAUACCAAAACAACAACCUAAAGAAGCAUCCGAGGUUAGUGACCGUGACACUGUCCUCACUAAGAUGAAAAUGAAUGGAGAACAUAGAGUUUCAGAUGACUAUGUAUGCCUGGAAAAUUUGAUAUUAGAUGAAGAGAAAGCAAGCACAACAUCCCCCACACCAAUGCAAACUGUGGAGGAAGUAUAUGAUGACGUGGAAGGACUACAAAGUGACCUGCAAGCCUGUGAUGCCUACAGCUCAUUCACUUCAGAUGCUUUUGCAGAUGAAAACAGUGAAGAAACCUAUGAGGAUAUCCAAAGUGAAGAGUACAAUUCAACCAAGUCAGAGGAUGGCAAGGUGGAAAAAUUGAAGGUGCUUGGAAAAAUUUUCAAGAAAGGAAAAAUCAAAAUGAGAAAUGCAAACAUGAAAGAGAAUUUCCGCAAUCUUUCCCGUUCUGCACCAAACCUAGAUGUUAUAGCCCAGGAAACCAUGGUGUAUAACAAUGUUGACACAGAACAAACUGAUGCCAACUCUUCCCCGAGGAACUUCUUCAAAACCAAGAAAUAUAAUUUUGAAAAGAAUAACAAGAUAUCAAAAGAAGAAAAAAUGUUUAGAGAAAAGUUCAUGUAUGAUAAGGAGAUCACAGUAAUCAAUACAGCUGUUGCACACUGCUCAAAUGCUUCAACCAAAGGAAAACGUGACUUGAAGAUCACAGCUGGAGAACAACUUGAAGUCAUUGAUGUUACUGAGGGGAAUCAAUUAAUAUGUCGGAAUUCUGAUGGCAAAUAUGGUUACGUACUAUUAGAACAUUUGAAUUUCAGGUAA
Anolis sagrei ordinatus is the source of this 2390-nucleotide messenger RNA. RefSeq names its product FYN binding protein 2 (gene FYB2). NCBI's taxonomy places the organism in Eukaryota, Metazoa, Chordata, Lepidosauria, Squamata, Anolidae. The record is from RefSeq and is a predicted model, not a curated record. Gene Ontology annotation, molecular function: protein binding. Gene Ontology annotation, cellular component: plasma membrane. Gene Ontology annotation, biological process: integrin-mediated signaling pathway; protein localization to plasma membrane; T cell receptor signaling pathway.